AGAUACACUUGUAUAAAAAACACUCAAAGACGCAGCUUUCUUCUGCCCUUCGUUAUUCCCUCGCUUUGACAGCUUCUCCCGCUAUUCGCAUUUCUUAAAUCUAGAAGCAAAGAUGAGGCCUCCUCUAACUGGUGGACGUGGUGGCGGCGGGUUCAGUGGUGGACGAGGUGGCGGUGGAUACAGUGGUGGACGAGGUGCUUCCGCAGGUAGAGGUAGAGGAGGAGGGAGAAGUUUUGGUGGGGAUCGUGGCGGACGCGGCGGUAGAGGAGACCGUGGACGUGGCAGAGGAGGAGACCGUGGACGCGGCAGAGGAGGAGGAGGUCGUGGAGGAAUGAAGGGAGGUAGCAAAGUGAUUGUGGAGCCACACAGACACGCAGGAGUGUUCAUUGCAAAGGGUAAAGAAGAUGCUCUUGUCACUAAGAACUUGGUUCCUGGUGAGGCUGUUUACAACGAGAAGAGAAUCUCUGUUCAGAAUGAAGAUGGAACUAAGACUGAAUACCGAGUCUGGAAUCCUUUCCGUUCUAAGUUGGCUGCUGCUAUUCUCGGUGGUGUUGAUAACAUUUGGAUCAAACCUGGUGCUAAAGUUCUAUACCUUGGUGCUGCUUCUGGAACCACAGUCUCUCAUGUGUCUGAUCUAGUUGGCCCUGAGGGAUGCGUUUACGCUGUUGAGUUUUCUCAUAGAAGUGGUAGAGAUUUGGUGAACAUGGCAAAGAAGAGAACUAAUGUCAUUCCAAUCAUCGAGGAUGCUAGACACCCUGCUAAGUACAGAAUGCUUGUAGGCAUGGUUGAUGUUAUCUUCUCUGAUGUUGCUCAGCCUGAUCAGGCUAGGAUCUUGGCUCUGAAUGCAAAUUUCUUCCUCAAAUCAGGUGGUCACUUUGUGAUCUCAAUCAAGGCAAACUGUAUCGACUCAACGGUUCCAGCAGAAGCUGUGUUUCAGAGCGAAGUGAAGAAGCUGCAACAGGAGCAGUUCAAGCCAGCAGAGCAGGUGACGCUCGAGCCAUUUGAGCGUGACCAUGCCUGUGUCGUUGGUUCCUAUCGCGUACCUAAGAAGACCAAGGCCGCUACUGCUGCUUAGAAGUUUAGAAAUUUCUUAGUAUUGGGAUUUUGUUUCACUCUUCUUCCGUUGUUGCCAGUUCCUCAGUUUUUGCUUUUCUCUUGUUCUCGCUAGAAUCUUGCAAGGGUUUAGGGUUUAAUCCAAGUAUCAGUUUGUAAUCAUUUUGAACCUUUGAUUGGCUAUUUUUGUUUACGAGGCUUCUAACUCUUCAAACUUAUUCAAUCAGAUUUUGCUUUCUCA
Molecule: messenger RNA, 1294 nt
Organism: Eutrema salsugineum
Lineage: Eukaryota; Viridiplantae; Streptophyta; Magnoliopsida; Brassicales; Brassicaceae
Product: probable mediator of RNA polymerase II transcription subunit 36b
Exons: 7
Coding region: 113-1075 (320 amino acids)
Biological process (GO): box C/D sno(s)RNA 3'-end processing; rRNA methylation
Cellular component (GO): small-subunit processome; box C/D methylation guide snoRNP complex; nucleolus
Molecular function (GO): histone H2AQ104 methyltransferase activity; rRNA methyltransferase activity; RNA binding
Source: RefSeq, a predicted model, not a curated record